AUGAAAAUUUUGAUCAUCUUUAUUGAUUCUUUAUCUAGGAACAUGAUGUUGAUACACAAGAAGUUUGCUGCUUUUCUUCUGCGUUUUAAUAAGAUAAGCACCAUUUUCUUAAAUCAAAUUCCACGUAUGAGCUUAAACAUCGCCAUAGCAAUCUACGCUUUCCCCGGGGAGGGGGUGGAGAGACAAGAGAUCUACAUACAGAUGAGUUGGAAAAUAGAAAAUAAAUUUCCAUCGCCUUACGGUCGUAAAAUUCAUGAAGAUAUGCGGGCGAGCGUAAAAUCCAACAAAACUUCUCAAAUGGAAUUUUCCUUCACUAGUCACGGAGCUUGGUUUGGGUUGAGUUGGGUUUGCGUGGGUGGACGGCUUUCACCACACCUCACACUCCAAUAA
This is a messenger RNA of Clunio marinus, 390 nucleotides long. NCBI's taxonomy places the organism in Eukaryota, Metazoa, Arthropoda, Insecta, Diptera, Chironomidae. The record is from the annotation of a GenBank genome assembly.